Rosa chinensis is the source of this 3608-nucleotide messenger RNA. Its product is annotated as disease resistance protein RGA2. Gene Ontology annotation, molecular function: protein binding. The transcript has 16 exons. Lineage: Eukaryota; Viridiplantae; Streptophyta; Magnoliopsida; Rosales; Rosaceae. The record is from RefSeq and is a predicted model, not a curated record. The coding region runs from base 231 to 1823 and encodes 530 amino acids.
GUAUGGUUUUAGUUUCUUCAUGCAUGCAAUUAUUAAAGAGGAAUAUUCAAAAUGCUCUGUUGAACAAAUAAUUGAGGCACGUUCCUUGGCUCCUGUAGUCCCUAGCUUAUCUAAUUUCGACAUUAUAUACUUAAGAGGAGAGGCGAUAGCACACUCAUCCAACAAGCUCAUAUUCAUCUCUAUUCUUUGCUCUUUCAAUUAUAACCGAGUUCUAAGUUCUAACACGAAAAAUGGCUGAGGCACUUAUCUCUGUGGUUCUAGAGCAACUGGCUUCAAUAGUGUUUGAACACACAAAACAAGCGGUGACACUCUUUUUGAAUGCUGAGGAAGAUGUUCAUAGUUUCCGCAGCAAUCUCGAAGCCAUUCAAGCUGUGCUGGAGGAUGCAGAGAAGAAACAAGUGACGGAGGCCAGAGUGAGAGACUGGUUGCAGAAGCUCAAAGAUGUAUCGUACGAGAUGGACAACGUCCUAGACGAGUGGAACACUGAAAUUUUGAAACAACAAGUGGAGGAAGGCAAGAAGAAGUUUCUUUCCCAAAAAGAAUGCACUAUUAUAGAAGCAGUCAAGGGUGCUAAUCAAAGACUGGAGCUACCGGGUGAUUAUAAGGUUCGUCAUUUAACCUUAAUAGAUGUACGUGAAGGUCAACUUCCUACUUUAUUUGACAACUGCAAAAAUAUGCGAACCCUCAGGACAUUGAAUUUCCUCACACUCCUUGAUUCAAGCAUUACAGCCAUAAGCCCCGGUUCAAUUAUGCAAAUGAAAUGCCUCAGGACAUUGAAUUUGAGUCGUAACGAGCUCAAUAAAGUUCCUAAAGAGAUUGGUGAAUUGAUUCAUUUGAGAUAUAUGGAUUUGUCUUUUAGUCGUAAUUUGAAAGAAUUACCGGAUGCUGUGUGUGAUUUAUACAAUCUACAAACUCUGGACGUUGUGUUCUGUGGUGAACUUGAGAAACUACCCAAGGCAAUGGGAAAGUUGAUUAACUUGAAGCAUCUAUAUGUUCUGGGUUGUAAUAAGCUGAGGUACUUACCGAAAGGGAUUGGGAGUUUGAAAAGUCUGCAAGUACUAGACUGGUUUUAUGUAUGUGAGGGUGAUGAUGAUGAAGCAUUGAAAUUAGGAGAUCUCGGAAUCAUGGACCAGCUUCAGGGGAGCCUUUCUAUAGAUCGAUUGGGGAAUAAGGAUGAUGCGAGUGGGAUUGAGAAAGCACAGUUGGGGAAUAAGGAGCACCACUCCGAAUUGCGAGUAUUUUUCCAGGAAGGAGAUGAAGAGCAGAGAAAAGGUGAUGAAGAAAUAGUGAAAGCAUUGCAACCACAUCAAAAUUUGGAAUCUUUAGACAUUUGGGAUUGCCACAUUGGCACCACCGAGUCUCUCUAUUGGAUCAAUUCUUUACGCAAUUUGAGAAGACUUGGUCUCUAUGAGUGGAAAUUUUGUGAAGUUUUUCCUCCUCUUGGAAAAUUGCCAUCGCUUGAAAUUCUGGAGAUAUGGGCGAUAAAGAAAGUGAAAAAGGUGGGAGUUGAAUUUCUGGGAAUAGAAGAAGAAGAAGAACAAGUCUCAGGAAUUCUAUUCCCCAAAUUGAAACUACUUUCUUUCAGAUCGAUGGACAACUGGGAAGAGUGGGCCUUUGUUUCUGAAAUCACAAUAAUGCCACGCCUUUCUGAGUUGCGAAUUGUCGAGUGCCCAAAGCUAAAAGCACUGCCAAAGAUACCAGCACUGCGUACUUUGGAGAUCUGGGGUUGUCCAAUUCUGGAAGGAGAAUACGAAAAAGGCGUGGGGAAGGAGUGGCACAACAUUUCUCACAUCCCAAACCUCACAAUCCAAUCUGAAUGGUGAACAGCCAGCAGGGAGCUCGGUAAUUGGUGUUUCUGCAAAUGGACCGUUCAAAUGCUGCCAUUCUCAAUCGUUGAAGCCUACUUGAAGAGUAAAAGGAGAUUGCUUCUGGCUCACAGUGACAUGUUGGAGUGGAAUGCUAAGCUUAUCAAGGGAGUACUGACUUCUGAACUACUUACCAAAAGGGAUUGGGAGUUUGAAAAUUCUGCGAACACUAGAAAGCUUUCAGAUAUGUGAUGGUGGGCCUUUCUUCCUUGUGAAUUUUGGGCAGCCCAGUGCUGAAACAAUUGCCAGACUUCCUGCAGAAGAUAACAGCACUGCAUUUGGAGAUCAAGCGGUGUCCAUUUCGCACAUCACAAUUGUGAAACUUGCUGCCCAAAUACAAGUUUCCAUGGAACUGAACAGACAGAUAAUACGAUCAUUCAGGAGCGUUUUUCAAGCAGUGGGAAACCUUAAAGGAAAUUCGUUACCAAUUAGACUCAGCUAGAUACAAAAUCAGUUCAAGUUGAUGGUGGUUCAGAUGCCUGAUUCUGUGGGAUUGAAAAUUCACCAAGCUACACUUGUAUAUGGAACACACUGAUUGAAGCUUCAAGAAUGGUAUUAGAGUUGUGAAGCUGACAAGCAGUACAUAGGAGGGACUGUUAGCCGUACACGAUAAAGGAAAUUUGGUAUAUAGCCAUUUGACUGAUUGAAGUGAGGGCUCUUACCUAAACUAGGCUGAAAGAUAUUGUUGGUAAAUGGACUCUGAAAGCAUUUUGUGCACUCUGUGUCUAAAUCAGCCCCUCAGAAAGAUUUGUUGGACACUCUCUCAAACUCUGCCAACAUCAUUGUUAUCAAAGCAAAGGUCGUGGCUGGAUUAACUAGUGAAGUAGGAGUUCAUCCAAUUGGAUGUGCUUAUGCAAUUUCAGGGGACGGACCAUUAUCAAGCGGACUUGCACCAUAAAGGAAAUUUGGUCUGCAUUUGACUGAUUGAAGUGGCCCUUAACUGAAUAUGUUAUCAACAUCUUAAGCAAUCCAAGGCGCAAGCUUUUGUGAAAUGGACGUUAGUGCUGAUUGGGAUUUGAUUGGUAAAUGGGAUUUGGAAGAUUUUCUAUAAUCUGCAUCCUAACAAUAAACAUGGAGCCCGGUGAGUACUCUUUAUGUGGCUGUACUCAAACUGAAAGAUCUAUUGGAUUUCCUCUAGUACCAAACCCUGCCACCUCACCAUCGUCGAAGGGUAAGGGAUUUGAAGAUGCAAAAUCAGUUGAAGUUAAGUGGUGGUUCAGUAACUGGAGCUCCAGGACUCUGUUGAGUGGCUUGUGACAGUUAAAUCUACUAAUGGAGUACUAAGAGCUUGUUGCAAUUUGCUCACCGUCGGGGUCAUGGAUUCAAGUACGGUGCAAUUGGACUAAGAAAAGAGGAUGAUUUACAGAUCGAGGGUUUCGCGAUCCGUCACCAGCUAACUGCGUGCCACUUAUCUCUGUCAAGUGUUAAUCAUCAUUCCUUCCCAUUUUUUACCGGUUUAGGGAACCUGAUUUGGCCCAAACUUGUAAUCCACCACCUAUAGGUGUUGGGACGCCUAGAAAACAUGAGUUUUACAAGUACUACAUUAAGAGUAUCAAUUACAAGCUGCCCGAAAAGUAAGGGUAGUAAUUUCAAGUGAGAGAAAGAUUGAGAUUCUAGGGCUGGGAAACACAGGUAUUGUGAGAGAAUUCUUGGUGGAUUUUUUCUUAUCACAAUCUAAUGAAAUCCUUCGGAGGAACUCUCCCCAUGACAUAGGCACAGAUUUUGGCCAAAUGUCAUUCUUGA